Molecule: messenger RNA, 2452 nt
Organism: Cavia porcellus (domestic guinea pig)
Lineage: Eukaryota; Metazoa; Chordata; Mammalia; Rodentia; Caviidae
Gene: Tbpl2
Product: TATA-box binding protein like 2
Exons: 6
Coding region: 19-1149 (376 amino acids)
Biological process (GO): DNA-templated transcription initiation
Molecular function (GO): RNA polymerase II general transcription initiation factor activity; DNA binding
Source: RefSeq, a predicted model, not a curated record
AAGGCCCCAAGUCACUACAUGCUGACAAGCUGGAACCCCAGCCUCGCCAUGCUGCCGGGCCAGCACCUGCCCUUGUGGGCAAAGCCAGCCUUGGAAGCACUAAAGAAAAUCAGCCUCGUGGGCCCAGAGGAGCUCAGCUGUUUGGGAUCAGCCGGGCCGCCGCGGAUAAAGCGCGCUGUGGAUAAAGGGCAACUGCACCCUUCCGUGGCCAUGGAGCGGGCGCCCUGCCUGGAGCUUUAUUUGGACCAGUGCGCCACCCAGGAUGGCCUUGUCCCAGCCUUGUCUCCUCUGUUCAGCCCAUUUGUGCCCUAUGAUGUGUAUACACCUAAUCCAUCCAAUCCAGAGAUGACUUUGGAGUCGCAUCUUGAAGAAAUCAAAGAAACAUCUGAUGAUUUCUCCUCUGUGGAUCUUAUCUUCCUGCCAGAUGAACUGACUCAAGAAAAUAGAAACCACACUGUCAUUAAAAGCCAGCAUGAAACUGAAGAAAAUAGCAGAACUCAAAAUCAUCAAAAUAAAUUGCCAUUACUUAGCAAACAGGAUGUUGAGCUGGGCUUUCAAGGCAGCAGUUUAUCAAAUCCCCAAGCACACCUGUGCCCGGGUCCCGCUGACUCUGCCCUGCCCUCACCUGAAAACCCAAGCCCCCACACCUUGCCACUGUCCAUCGCCCCCAUGACACCAGUGGCCCCAGCCUCGGAGUGCUCCGGCAUUGUGCCUCAGCUGCAGAAUAUAGUUUCCACUGUGAACCUGGCCUGUAAAUUGGAUCUGAAGAAAAUAGCUUUGCACGCCAAAAAUGCAGAAUAUAACCCGAAGAGGUUUGCUGCUGUCAUCAUGAGGAUCCGAGAGCCCAGAACUACAGCCCUCAUCUUCAGUUCUGGGAAAAUGGUCUGCACGGGAGCCAAAAGUGAAGAACAGUCUCGGCUGGCAGCAAGAAAGUAUGCUCGUGUGGUGCAGAAGCUGGGCUUCCCUGCCAGAUUCCUCGAUUUUAAAAUUCAGAACAUGGUUGGAAGCUGCGAUGUGAGGUUUUCCAUCAGGCUGGAGGGCCUGGUGCUCACUCACCAGCAGUUCAGCAGGGCAGUGCCUUCUCCUCCUGCGUGGUGUACAUUCUGUUUGGCAUCUUCCGGAAGAGUCCUGAUCACCACUGAGUCCUGAACACCUGUGGAGCCACAUGACCUUCUGCCUUGAUGAAUUCUGUGAAUUCUUGUCUGACUCUGUCUGCAGGGGCCCUGUCAGAACUGGAAUCCUCACCAUGUCUUAUCACACAGUGCAUGCCACUUCUCCUGUGGAGUUUACUGAACUAUCCUCAGUUGGUUCUAAAUUCAUUACUUGUUGCACAUGUAGGAGGUUUUCUUGCAGUAAAUUCUCUGCAAUUUCCUGGCUUUUUCACAGAUCCUAGCCUCGCUAAGGCUAUCACCUGCCCGCUGUUUCUCAUUCAACCACAGUGACAAAAGUUUUCCAUCUCUUACAGCACUUAGGUCCUCUGCUGGGUUAAGAUCAUUGCUCCUUUUGCCACCUCAGCUCCUUGAUGGCAUCUUUACUCUUCAAAUUAGUUGCAACUGUCAACUUUGCUAUCUUGUACUCUGAGACCAGUUCAGGCACGUGAAUAUCAUACUCAUGCUUUUCUAUAAUUUCUUCCUUCAGUUCAAUUAUUAUUUUCUUUAAAACCUUCUUACCAUUCUUGCUCUGCACUCUCUUGUCACCUUCAUUACUGCUAUGCUCUUUCUUUUUACCACCGUAUUUGCCCUGCACUUUCUUUGGUACCUGCUGGAUUGAAUAACACCAUACAGAAUUGUAUGUGCUAACCCCCCUCUCCCCACACACAAGCCUCACAGCAAGUGCACAGGUCUGUGUGUGACCAUAAUGUCAACUGGAGGAAGCUAUGACCAUGUGUCAGAGUGGGGAAGACGGCUCUGAUCAUGUGUCACCUGAUGGGGAAUUUGGAAAUGGAAGCAAAUGUGCCAAAUGCUUCUGUUAGCAAACUGAAUUGUUUGUGGAUGGAAGACUUCAUGAGUUGAGGCAGUACUGUAUAAAAAUCUCUUUGGUGUGCAUUUCAGCAUACACUAAGGGUGUGUCCUUUUGCCUGUGUCCCAAGUUGUGGUCACCUUUGCUAGUAUGGGAGGGGAUAUGAAGUGCCAUUGGUCCAGCACCCAACACUUGAAGAAUGGACUGCAGUAUUUUAAUGUCAUGAAGGGCAUUAGCAUACAGAGAAAACUUAUUAAUAGCAAUGAUUAUGCAUCGUGGGAAAUAUCAAAUAAAUCAGCAGCAGUAAUAUUGUCCAAGACAAACUAGAUAUUGACAUACCAUAGAAGCCAAGCUGAAUGUUUAGUUCAGCAGCACAAGUGUUUGCCUAGGAAGCAUGAAGUCACAAGUUUGAUCCCCUGUAUAUAUACAUAAAAAAGGCAAUAAAUGUAUCACCCUGAACUUUAGAAAAGAAACCUACAAUUAUAGAAUAAAC